AAUUGUAGAGAAGAUUGUGGAGGGAUUUUGUCAUAAUAUGAUUGCCAUGGAUCCUGUGCAUAUGGGCAUUUUUGUGUUUUUCUUUGGACAAGCGCAGGCGUCUGCGCAAGGAAACACAUAUUUCUUUUACCGAAAGAAGAGCGAGAGGGUGACAAUGAACUGCCAUCAGACACAUGAUGGAGGCAGCACAGUGUGGUACAUGGAUUUCGAUUUCAACAACAGCGUGGAUGUUGUGGUGAACUGCGCAAAUGAAAACAAACGAGGUAACGUCAUCUGUGCAGAUGAAAUGGAAAAAAUGCCGAUCAAAAAAGAGAAAUGUAAAAAGAUAGAAGAGGCCCUUAAGUGUGGAAGACAUUCCUUGGAAGUGUUGAAUCUCAAGACGCUAAACGGAAUGAUUGCUUGUGGUAACAGUUCAAACCACCACAAAGUGGGGACUUUCAUUGAUUUUCGUGAUGACGCCAACUAUUUCUUCUUGGCACUGGCUGAAACACAAGGCUCAGAAGUUGUGACCAAACCUGAAACAAGUUCUGAGUCAUCUGUGCAUGUAGCCAUAGGAAAUAUAAUUUCUCUUCCAUGUAGAUUUGAUAUAUCACCAAAGAAUCAGCCCUAUAUUGUGUAUUGGCUAUGGUUGAGUAUGGAGCGCAGCAUUUGUAUCCAUUCCUAUGGCUAUUUGUGUGGGAACUUCCACAACGACUCUCACUGUCGUGUUGACAGGGAUAUCUCGGAAAGGGUGCAUUACCGAUCUACGCCAUUCCCCGAAACCCACUCCCACACCCUUAACAUCACCAAUGCCAGAGCUCCUGACAGUGGACGCUACCUGUGUGUGGUUAGUGUGCUUGAAUCCGAAGCAAAAGUGAAGUGGGCUGUGAUACAGAAUGUGUCAGUUCUUGUGGAAGAUGUAAAAAUAGCUCUGCCACCUACAGAAUCCCCUAAUCAAUACUUCAAAAUACACCACCAUGACCGUAUUAUCCUGCUGUACACUGUGGGCCCUUUGGUACUUGUGGCUUUCCUGGUUACAAUAGUCUUGGUCAUAAGGAAGAAGUCAGACACCAGCAAGGGUACAUAUGAGCCGACAUUUAUAAGGACACAGAGACACCUGGAGAAAGAUGACACUCAAGACUUUGAAUGUGAGUACACUCUAUCCUACAAAAAAUCAAUUUUUGGUUCAUUUUCCAGAAACGUGGAGACAGACGUUACUGUUUUUUAUUUUUGUAGAGACCCGAAGUAGAUGGGCAGAAGUAUCCUUCUUAAGAUUCCAAAAACGCUAAAGACAAACAGAAACAGUUUUAAUGUGAAAUAUAGAUGCUAGUGAC
This is a messenger RNA of Lepisosteus oculatus (spotted gar), 1313 nucleotides long. Lineage: Eukaryota; Metazoa; Chordata; Actinopteri; Semionotiformes; Lepisosteidae. The record is from RefSeq and is a predicted model, not a curated record.